CUGAUAUAAAUGAAUAUGAAGAAGACUUAAAUGAUGAUGAUAAUAAUAAUUUAGAAGAAGGCUCGGAUAAUUUAAAUAAUAGAUUUGAAGAUUUAUUUGAAAUAGAUGAUUCUGAAGAUAGUAAUGAAAGCUCUAAUAGUAAUUUUGAUAAUGAUUCCAAUAAUAACUCUGAUAGUAAUUUUGAAAAUGAUUUUGAUUACAAUUCUGAUGAUAAUGCUGAUAGUAAUUUUGAAAAUGAUUUUAAUGAAAAAUUAGAUAAUGAUUUAGAUAUUAGUUUGGAUAGUAUUUUAAUAGAUAAUUCAGAAAAUGAAGAAAUUUUUGAAAGAAGCAAUAAUGAAGAACUUGAAAAAAAUAAUACUGAAUAUUUUGCAAAAAGUAAUAUAAAGGAUUUUGAAGAAGAAAAUUUUGAAACCAAUAAUGAAGAUAGUUUUAUGGAUGAAAUUUCAGAAGCUGAUGAAUUUAUGGAAGAUUUUUUUAACAAAAAAACUAACAAUUAA
Racocetra fulgida is the source of this 497-nucleotide messenger RNA. The record is from the annotation of a GenBank genome assembly. NCBI's taxonomy places the organism in Eukaryota, Fungi, Glomeromycota, Glomeromycetes, Diversisporales, Gigasporaceae.